This is a messenger RNA of Paramuricea clavata, 2244 nucleotides long. The record is from the annotation of a GenBank genome assembly. NCBI's taxonomy places the organism in Eukaryota, Metazoa, Cnidaria, Anthozoa, Malacalcyonacea, Plexauridae.
AAAGGAAACUUUCAAAGUAAAAUUUUCAAACUCAACCCUCCUAAUGAUACGAAGGCUGCCACGAAAAGGUAGGAAUUUUUGAACUUACUAAAAUACAUCAUUCUUGCGUUCGCCCGUCAUUCAUUCGUUUAUUUCUAUGGAAUAGAUUUAAGAUUUUGUCAAUAAUAAGACAGUAUUUGCCAUGGAUUAUUAUACUCUGGAUAAGAAACUCUAUAACAAACGUACUUGCAGGAAGGUGCGUCCAGGAUUGAUGCACCGAGGGGGGCUGCGAAAUCACCAAAAAAACCAGGAGUCACCCGAAAAAGUUCUUUAAAGUUUAGGUUUAUAUGCUAAAUCCGCCAUUGUUAUUGAUGCGGACGGCAACAUAAGCAGUUUUAUCGCGAGUGAGUUUGGCGAAUGGCAGGUGAGUUAGAAAAAAAAUUCACCUGCUCGGAACCAAUCAGAAAGCCGCUUUUAGCGUGGGACAAGUGUUCAGGGAGUAGGCAUGAUAAUAUUUUCAGCGUGCCGAUGGCGUCCCAACCUUAUUAAAAAUUAGCGACCUUAAGGCUGAUUUCCACUGUUGCGUUUUUCAUACGUACGUAACGUAAAACUUUAAAUCCGUUUAAAUGUUACUUAUGAAAUAACCAAAUAAAUAAAGCAACAGAAUUUAGUGUUCCGCAAGUUUUAGUAUGCAUUUGUUAACUUAUUUGUAAAAUAUUUUAAAAAUAGAACGAUUCAAAGUUUUACGUGCGUACGAAAAACGCAACAGUGGAAAUCAGUCUUUAAGCAUGUAGGACGCGAACGCGACGGCGACGAUAAACAAACUUUGAACCAAAUGAUUGCAGAAGAAACCUGUCGUCUUUUAUCUAUCUUAUGAAAAAUAAUACAAUUUAAGGAUUCAGAUUAAACUUACAGGGUUUAUGAUUGAGAAAAGUUCUGAGACCCAAUUGAAAGUAUCAGUUGUAUCAGCUUGAAAUGUAAGCGUUGUAUACAAGACAUGAUGAUAAUCUGUAUUUUGCUGUCGUAAAAAGAGCGACGUCUAAAACUUGCGUGGGAUUUUAAUUGUUAAUUUCUGCUCAUUUUCUUGUAUUAUCCUGCUCGUUGAAGUUUUUAAUAACAGUAGUUCUUUAUGAUUAUAAAAAUGUAAAAUUUUAUAAGCUUGCUUUAGUUCGCUAUUAUGACAUCACUAAAUCCAAAAUAAUUCCACGCUUAGCAAUAAUAUAGUUGAGUAUUUUAGUAAAAAAAACACACGGUAAUACAACCAUAGAAUACACUAUACGAUGGAAUAUAUUGUCGGUCAUUUUCGGGGAACAUGCAUUAGACGGUGAAUACAAACUUCAGUUAUAUUUGCGACGCCAAUUUCUUGAUUAAGAAAAUUCAAAGUAGAGAAACUGAAACAAAGACGAACAACAAUUUCCUCUAAUACAGACAGGUUUAAAAGACAAUGAAACCAUUUUAAUUUCAAUAUAACUACUUGAAUGCGAGAAAUAUAGGAAAAUGGAACAAAAAAGCAGUAAACUAAAUUUACUAUAUUCGUUGAAUUCGUGACAUCACAAAUUUCAAAUAGGUCACGUUUGCUGCCGUCUGCUGUCUCUUAUCCAGACAGUCUUUUAACUAUCCAUGAUAAUUACCAACUGAUGUAGCCUGAAAAUCAGACCUGGAGAAAGUAUUUAAUGUUCCUCGCAUCCAAUGUUCUUCAAAAGUGCAUAAAAACAAUAGAAAAUUUGACCGUACAUUACGCCAUCAUGUAUGGAACAACAAAGUAUACUCGACUCUAAUGAUAUAAUGUCUCAAAUGACACAAGUAUGAUAUAAUGAUUCGUUAAGAUUCUCCCCUAACGUGUGUGUGAGAGAUUGAAAAUGUUCCUCGAUCCUCUUGCUAUCGCAAUUGUUCCUCAGAAUACCAAGAUCGAAAAUUUGACCGUACAUUACGCCAUCAUGUAUGGAACAACAAAGUAUACUCGACUCUAAUGAUAUAAUGUCUCAAAUGACACAAGUAUGAUAUAAUGAUUCGUUAAGAUUCUCCCCUAACGUGUGUGUGAGAGAUUGAAAAUGUUCCUCGAUCCUCUUGCUAUCGCAAUUGUUCCUCAGAAUACCAAGAUCGAAUUUUUUCCUAAGUCCGCUGUAAAUGUAGUUGGGAAAUUGUUUUGUACUUAAACAUGUUCUUAUCAUUCAUUUAGAAAAUAUGUUCGAUCGACUAGUUCGCCAGCUGCAAUUAAGAAAAAGGAACGAAAAGAGGCUCUGGAAUUGUCGUACAAGAAGCAAG